GGACCGGCACGCAGGUUGUAGUGGGCGCUAAAUGCUGUACCAUCACGGCACGUUCGAGAGAACAGUUGCCUUGAGAUUUGUAGUCUGCCAGAAAUAUCGGGAGGGUUGAUAAGUAUGACGCUGUCAAGUGCCAUUCAUAUAAAACCAGUGGGCCGCACUAUCAUUCAAUUUUCAUAUUAAGGUGUGGGCCGCGUGUCUGAGACCCUUGGUUUAUACAUAGCACAAAGCAAAAAAAAAAACUUUGUAUGCAGAGUUAUUUCAUUUUAAAUUUCAAAAGAUUUUUGUGGCUCCCAUUGUUUUCUUUGAUUUGUGAAACUGGUCAAAAUGGCUCUUUGACUGGUAAAGGUUGCCGACCCCUGACCUAACUGAUGAUUGUGUACAGUUCUGUAAACUGCCAACUAAGGGACACUAAAAUACCUUAAAGAGGUGGAACCAGGCUGAGGCUCACCAGGAUACUUACUCUUUUCACACAUGCUUGUGUGGAAUGCCACACGGCAACGGUAGUCCAUCUCUAAUUGAAGAGUGGAGAAUGGCUUUCCGAAGUCUGUUUUUAGACUCCUUCAUGUCAGCUUUUAAUCUCUCGGGACGCCUUAGAGGGGGACAUGAUUUGCUCAAGUAGUUUGUUUUUGGUAGUUCAGCUUCCUUAGUCUCUUGGCGCUCUUUAUUUAUUUAACACGUAUAACCUAGCGCCCCAGAAUUUAUUACAAAUUGGUUAUGUUACGUUAACUGGAAACAGAAUAAUUUUUCCAUCUUGACUAAUUAUCAAAUCAAAGAAUGGUCAAAGCGUAAGGUCAUUUGGAUUUAAAGUGAUCCUGCACGCUACAGACAUAACUCAACAAGUUAGGAAUGCCGUGCUGUGAAUUGCCUCUUGAGAAGUCUGUAUGAAUGAACACACUGGUUCUGUUGCUUGCCACGGCACUUGGCAUGCUAAGGGGUCACAGAGAAAGCGUCCAAGCUGCAAAUCCACCCCGCUCCCCCUCCACGACACUGACGUCUGCUUGGCCAAUUGGUGGAAUCGGAGAGCACUAGUGGGCGUGAGCUUAUAUGCGAGUGUGUUGGUGCUCCGAGAGCGCAUGCGAACUGAGGCCCAAAGUGGGGAAAGCCUUGCACACCGAUCUAAGCCAGCUGCUUUGAUUAAACCACUACACAGGAAGACUGCAAAACCAUCCAUCCCCCAACCAUCAGAGCAACUCUACAAACAGCAGGCAAGCACAUGCAAACUUAAGCUCUGUGGACUUUUUUUAAUCAGCCAGAAGCUCACCAAGGAGACCUUCUGUUUGUGAUUCUCUCUUGUCAACGGGUACCCGAGGCCCUGCGACCCCUGAGCUAAUGUGAAGCUCUGCGGAGGAGGGGAGGAGGAAAGUUAGUGGGAGGUGGGAGGCCUACAGUGGGGCAACUUCCAGAAAGGAGACAGACAGCAGUCGCCAGGAAGCGAGGAGAAGAUGGCCACAGGAGAGAUCACUACGCUUCCUACCACGCCUGAAGACGGCGGCAGUGGCGGCUUUCCCCCCGGAACCUUCAAGGAGCCCAAGAGGUUGUACUGCAAAAACGGGGGCUUCUUCUUGAGGAUAAAGUCAGACGGUGGAGUGGACGGAAUCCGGGAGAAGAGCGAUCCCCACAUAAUGCUUCAGCUGCAGGCGACCUCAGUAGGGGAGGUGGUCAUCAAAGGGGUUCGCGCCAAUCGCUACCUGGCCAUGAACAGAGACGGACGACUGUUUGGAGCGAGACGAGCAACUGAGGAAUGUUACUUCUUGGAGCGUCUCGAGAGCAACAACUACAACACCUACCGCUCCAGGAAAUACCCCACCAUGUAUGUGGCGCUGAAGCGGACCGGCCAGUACAAGUCUGGAAGUAAAACCGGACCGGGUCAGAAGGCUAUACUCUUUCUGCCCAUGUCGGCAAAGUGCUAACCUGGGACAAGGUUGAAAGAACGUUGGUGCCUUAGGUGUGAUGGCAGUGAAAGAAGGUACUGUAAGUCCACACUGCCUGGCACAGCUGUGAUCUUUGGAGACUCAUUUAUUCCGACACACCUGCUCUUGUUAAGCUUGACGUUUUGAAGCAAUCACUACUUUUACUGCAGAAGAAAAGAACGAGGAAAACGUCAGAGCCAAAGUCCUCUUUUGUACAUUCGGCUCCUAACCCUAUAGGGUCAUUGACACAUUUCAAGCACACCGUAAGGUUUUAUUAACUGUUAGACUACUUAGAAUACUUCAAAGUAUGUAUAUUUUCCUGAGGUGUCUUGUAGUAUUUGUGUUGUGGACACACAAAACAAUUCUAAGGCAACUAAAGUUUAGUCCAAUGACAGAAAACCGAAAGAUGAAGAAAACUUAGCUCAGACGUUAGAUUUGAGGCUCCAACUUUCUGCUCCCAACUCAUCAAAUACUUUUUUUUAAAAGUCUGUCGUUCAACUGAUUAAAUCAAGCUUGGUUGAUUUUAUCACCAAACUAUUAACCUUUGAUGAGUACUUGGGAAACCAGCAACCAUACAUUGUUUUGUACACAGAACACUGCACUGUUUUUUUUUGGAUCGUGUUUCACAUUUUGUAACAAUACUUAAGGUCUCAACAUUAGCCAAAAAGGUAUCUUCAAUUUAAAAUGUGUUCCUCUGUCCAUGCCAUGCAAAAAAAACAGUUAGCCGGGGUUUUUUUUCAAACUUUUCUUAGCUGGUAUAUGUUCAGAAGCAGAACAAAGCCUAACUUGUAACCCGCCGAACAACUCGGGCUUAGGCUGAAUCCCAAUUCUUGCCCUAAACACAUCCCUUUGGUCUUAUCCCGAGCCCACACAUCCCUUUGGUCUUACCCCGAGCCCUCACCCCUCGAACCAGGGGGCCAAGCGGUGGAAAACACACCUUAAGAAAUAUGACGCCACUCGUGUCCUUGACACGUCAUCACCCCUGGCCGCUUGGUGGAUGUUACUAUGAUACAGAUAAACUGUAACAAGCGGUCGUCACGGUAUUCAGAAUCUACAGUAUGUACAAUAGUUGUGCUAGCUAGUUGUCAGGACGAGCGAUUUUAAAACAAAAAAGUUUUGAAAAUGGUUCAUGUAAAUUCUGAAAAUUUAGCUGUUGAAUCAUUCAGGAAAUGUUGUCAAUUGAAGUCCAUUGUCUAAUAUUUUGACAGAGUAGUUUGCUAGAUGCAGUCGCGUUAGCUAGCUCAUGUGACAAGCGAGUUUAGGAUAGAAAACAUUCUAAACAUGGCUCAUGUAAAUUAGCUGUCUAAUCAUUCAUGAAAUGUAGUAAAUUGUAGUGUAGUUUGUUCGCUGCUCGUCUGAUACCGUAGUUUCAGCUGCGUGAGCUAGCCCGUUUGACGAGCAAUUUUAGAAUAGAAAAAAAACAUUCUAAACAUGGCUAAUGUAAAUUCUGAAAGUAAAUUAGCAAUCUAAUCAAUCAUGAAAUGUAGUAAAUUAUUCUGUAUUCUGCUACCCUGACAUCGUAGUUUAUUAGCUACAGUCGCGUUGGCUCGUGUGACAAGCGAGUUUAUAAUAGAAAGCAUUCUAAACAUGGCUCAUGUAAAUUAGUUGUCUAAUCAUUCAUGAAAUGUAGUUAAUUGUAGUGUAGUUUGUUUGCUGCUAGUCUGGUACUGUAAUUUAAUACCAACAGCUGCAUGAGCUAGCGCGUGUAACGAGCGACUAGAAAAAAAAAUACAUUCUAAACAUGGCUAGUGUAAAUUCUGAAAGUAAAUUAACAUUCUAAUCAUUCAUGAAAUGUAGUAAAUUGUUUUAAAGUCUUUAUUCUGCUACCCUGAGCUCGUAGUUUUUUAACUACAGUCGUGUUAGCUAGCUUGGGUGACAAUCAAGUUCAUAAUAGAAAACAUUCUAAACAUGGUUAACUUAAAUUAUAUGUGAUUCAUGGAAUGUGAUACAUUGUAGUAAAGUCCGUAUUUUGCUACCCUGACGUCAGUUUAUUAGCUACAGUCACGUUAGCUAGCUCGUGUGAUAAGUGACUUUAGAAUCGGAAAAAAAAAACAUUCUUAAAAUGGCUAUCGUAAAUUCUGAAAGUAAAUUAGCAAGCUAAUCAUUCAUCAAAUGUAGUAAAUUGUAUCAAAGUCUUUAUUCUGCUACCCUGACCUCGUAGUUUUUCAGCUACAGUCGUGUUAGCUGCUCGUGUGACAAGCAAGUUCAUAAUAGAAAACAAUCUAAACAUGGCUAACUUAAAUUAUAUGUCUUAUUUUAUAUUAUAUAAAAUCCAUAUUUUGCAACCCUGACGUCAGUUUAUUAGCUACAGUCACGUUAGCUAGCUCGUGUGAUAAGCAAAUUCAGAAUAGAAAACAUUCUCAACAUGGCUAAUCUAAAUUAGCCGUCUAACAAUUCAUGAAAUGUAGUCAAUUGUAGUGAAGUCUGUUUGCUGCUAGCCUGAUACUGUAAUUUAAUACCAACAGAUGUUCCAGCACCCCCCGCGACCCUGAAAGGGACAAGCGGUAGAAAAUGGAUGGAUGGAGAUGCGUUAGCUUGCUCGUUAGACGAGCGACUUUAGAAUAGGAAAAAAAAAAUUCUUAACAUGGCUAAUGUAAAUUCUGAAAGUAAAUUAGCAAUCUAAUCAUUCAUCAACUGUAGUAAAUUGUUUCAAAGUCUGUAUUCUGCUACCCUGACACUAGUUUCUGAGCUACAGUCAUGUUAGCUAGCUCGUGUGACAAGCGAGUUUAGAAUAGAAAACAUUCUAAACAUGGCUAACUUAAAUAGUCAUUUAUGAAAUGUAAUACAUUGUAGUAAAGUCCAUAUUUUGUUACCCUGAUGUCAUAGUUUAUUAGCUACAGUCACGUGAGCUAGCUUGUGUGACGAGCGAGUUUAGAAUAGAAAACAUUCUAAACAUUGCAAAUCUAAAUUAGCCGUCUAACAAUUCAUGAAAUGUAGUGAAUUGUAGUAAAAUCCGCCUGCUGCUAGUCUGAUACCAUAAUUUAAUACCAACAGCUGCGUUAGCUAGCUCGUGUGGCAAGCGACUUUAGAAUAGAAAAAAAAAAUGUCUAAUGUAAAUUCUGAAAGUAAAUUAGCAAUCUAAUCAAUCAUGAAAUGUAGUAUAUUAUACUAAAGUCCGUAUUCUGCUACCCUGACAUCGUAGUUUGUUAGCUACAGUCGCGUUGGCUAGCUCGUGUGACAAGCGAGUUUAGAAUACAAAACAUUCUAAACAUGGCUAACUUAAAUUAUCCGUCUAGUCAUUCAUGAAAUGUAAUACAUUGUAGUAAAGUACGUAUUUUGCUACCCUGACGUUAUAGUUUUAUUAGCUACAGUCAAGCAAGUUUAGAAUAGAAAUUCUAAACAUGUCUAAUGUAAAUUAGCCGUCCAAUCAUUCAUAAAAUGUAGUUUGCUUGUCUGACAUCAUAGUUUACUAGCUACAGUCUAGCUAGCUCAUGUGACGAGCCAGUUUAAAAUGAAAAAAACAACAACAUUCUAAACAUGGCUAAUGUUAAUUCUGAAAGUAAAUUAGCCGUCUAGUCAUUCAUGAAAAGUAGUAAAGUCGAUGUUCUGCUAGUUUGACAUCGUAGUUUACUGCUGCGUUAGCUAGCUCGUGUGACCAGCAAAUUUGGAAUAGAAAAAAAGAAUUCCGCACAUGGCUAAUUUAAAUUAGCCGUCUAAUCAUUAAUGUUUUGUCUGACAUCGUAGUUUAUUAGCUACAGCUGCGUUGUUAGCCCGUAUGACGAACAAAUUAAGAUUAAAAAAAGAACAUUUGAAACAUUUUUUAGGAGUAGCAAAGGAUUGAAAACCUGAAAAAAACAUGAGUGUCAUUACAAUUAAAGUCAAUAAAGCUUAAAAUUACAGUAGUAACUCAGGAUACGAGUGCCCUAUUUUACCAGUUUUUCCGGAUACGAGCAGUCUCUCAACUAAUUGUUAAAUUUAGGUUGUGAGAAACGAGCCUCCCCACUGCUAGCCUGCACAGAAUGAGUCGAUAAUGCGAGCCAACGACGUUGAAAAUGAUUAUACCUUGGCAGACAUUUAUCCAUGAAAAUAUAAAGAAGCUGCUGAUGGCAAGUUGACGCAGGAAUCGUAGAAGUUGUCUGUCCAAAUGCUGUAGAUUGCUAAAUACAACUAGUGUAGUUUGUCGUAUCUAAAAGUUAGUUUUUAUUUUUUAAAGGCAUGUUACAUGUUAAAAUUGUGCGUUAAAAUGUUUUAAAAUCAUUUAAAUGCCCGAAUGAGGCGAAAUAAGGGGUUUUCAAGGCACGAUAUAUAUAUAUAUAUAUAUAUAUAUAUAUAUAUAUAUAUAUAUAUAUAUAUAUAUAUAUAUAUAUAUAUAUAUUUAUCUGCGACGUAUACCUGAAAAAAAUUGCAUGCUAACUUUUUUGUAAACACAUUUAUAGCAGGUAGCAUUUGACGCUGUAAUGUAUGCUUGUAAAAAUAGCUAAAAAAGCUAUCAUGCUAAAAUACCAACUGUAGCACGAAUCAAGUACCAAAAUAUAUUAUUCUGCGUUGUUUACCUGAAAAAUUUGUUAAAAAAGUUAACAAGCUAACUUUUUUUUAACAAAUUUUUAGCAGGCAGCAUUUGACGCUGAAAUGUAUACCUGUAAAUUAGCUGAAAAAAGCUAGCAUGCUAAAGUUAACGUGAAUGCAAAGGGUUAAGACGAGCGUAAAAGUGAGAAUUGGGAUUCAGACGUAAACUGUCGUCGCUGCUUAAGUCUGGUACUUCAUGUUGAGUUUGGUUUCUCUGCUCUGGUUUAGUCGCGGAGUUGGGAUGACAGAAAAUCUGAGGUCAACUGGUUGUCAAAUGCACUGUUCCCGUCUUCAAGUCACACCUUGUCUAAGCAGGGUGGCCGUUAUUUAUGUCGGUAGUCGUGACGAUUAGUGGGAAUGCACAGCAAGCAAGAAAAAAAUGGUCCAGUCCCAGUCCUCCGACUAAGAGGCCUCAGACCGAGGAAACCUUCGGUGGUUCAGCUGCAAGUAUUUUUAACAACUAUUAUACCAAACUAUACUCACUGAAGGCCACAGAUUGACAAAUAAAAAGAUGCGGGGGCCAUUUUGGUACUUUUCACCUUCAAAACCAGUACAAAAUCGAGAUUAUUUUCAAAGAACCAGAAAAUGCAAUCUUUGUAAAAAUUUCAUGAGAUUGCUGAAGAGCCAAAACCGAAGUACGCUGGCCAGAUAGCGUCAAGCAACAAGAAAUAUGGGCAAAACGGGCUAAAAAAGAUUGCAUGCUAACAGUAUGAGGCUGACAUACCAACAAUUGCCUCUUUACAGUUUGCAUUGAUGAAAUACCAAACUAUGACACUGAAUUGUAUACCUGUAAAAUUAGCUAAAAAAAAGCUAGCAUGCUAAUAUUACCAACUGUAGCAUGGAUCAAGUACCAAAAUGUAUUACUCUGCGAUGUAUACCUGAAAAAAUUAGUUUAAAAAAUUAGCAUGCUAUAUUUGGUGCAAAAAAAUAGCUGCCACGCUAACGAUUGUGCCGCAGGAUGUUAAAAAAUUUGCUUUUUUCAGGUAAACUACGCACUUUGGACACCUAUGAAUUAUACUAAAGCUACUCUAAGCGUUCUUGGCAUCGUAUGCACUUCCAAUGAAUGUACAGUACAUCCAGUACCAUAACUUUUUAGCAAGCACUGCAUUAGCUUCUAGCUAAUGGAGUUUGUCCGAUGUUCUCCCCUGGAUCGGACAAACCGGGAACUUUCAGGCUUUCAUCGUCGGAGAUGGUGAUCGAUCAUACUCGCUCAUUUUCUGUGGCCAAACCUGAGGUCAACACAACUGGUGUCACUUUUCAUCGAAUGUGGUUGAAAUUUUAGAAACAAAGAAGCUAUAAAUCCGGGGGGAAAAGGUCAAAGCUUGUUUAGAAAGCUACAAGAUGGCGUGUUGAGGUGGAUACAAAGUUUGCAGACUUUCUUACCAAUCCUGAACGUUACUGCUGAAAACGGUCACACUUUGAACCCUAUUGGUUUUGUAUUCUAGCAAUCUUCAGAUGGUCACUCAGUAUUUAUUAGCGUCAUUUGUCCGAUAAAGGAAGAAGCAGAAUGUCACGUUGCAGCUUCUUGAUAUCCCCGCUUGGUGUGCACUUCUGUUUUUGCAAAAUGAGCGUUGUGACGUGUGUGUGAGAAGGCGUGUGUCACCACUUUGAUAUUUAAUACCAUAUUGCUGCUGCUUGAAAUCAUACGGUCAGUGUGAGAAUAGAUACUAUUUUUAUAGGUUGUUUUGUAUUUUGGAGCAUCUUACUGCUGGAGAUGUUCUUCUUGUGCUGGAAAGGAAGACAAAUAAAAGCUCUUAAACUCUGA
This is a messenger RNA of Nerophis lumbriciformis (worm pipefish), 8181 nucleotides long. It is a transcript of the gene fgf2, whose product is annotated as fibroblast growth factor 2. NCBI's taxonomy places the organism in Eukaryota, Metazoa, Chordata, Actinopteri, Syngnathiformes, Syngnathidae. The record is from RefSeq and is a predicted model, not a curated record. Gene Ontology annotation, molecular function: growth factor activity.